This is a messenger RNA of Diaporthe citri, 816 nucleotides long. RefSeq lists its product as uncharacterized. The record is from RefSeq and is a predicted model, not a curated record. The transcript has 3 exons. The coding region runs from base 1 to 816 and encodes 271 amino acids. NCBI's taxonomy places the organism in Eukaryota, Fungi, Ascomycota, Sordariomycetes, Diaporthales, Diaporthaceae. Gene Ontology annotation, molecular function: nucleic acid binding.
AUGCCAAAACGUAACCGUCAGCUCGCCGAGGCGCUCAACGUCGAACCAGACCACACGGAUGAUCACAUCCCUUAUCAGGCCGUCACGCUCAAGCUCUUCCGGGACAACACCCAGUGGGCGCAAACGCAGGAGCGCGAGUUCCGCGUCUUCGCAGAGUCGAACCUGCGCAAUAUGCGGUUCAAGCCUAUGAAGCCGUACCAGCGACAAUUUCUACACGCCCUGGCAGAGGACUUUGGUCUGGACUCCGAGAGCCAGGAUCCCGAGCCUCAUCGACACGUCAGCAUAUUCAAGGGCCCGCGCUUUGUGUCCGCCCCGAGAAAGACGCUUAUGCAGUGCGUGCGGAUCGCCAAAACAGCCGCGCCGGCGCGCGCAGAGGCGUCUUCGGCACCCAAGCCUGCCCAGCAGCCGUACAACGCCCUCCUGAUAUCGAGGCCUAGAUUUGGCCUCAUUAUUGAGGAGCUUGACUCAGCCCUCGCCGGCGACCUAGCCGCCGCGGUCCCAGCGGAGCACAGGAACAACCUUACGUUCGCGACCAGCUUCCUCCCCACGGACGAGGUCCUUAUCAGGGCUACGACAAAGACGACGGCCGCGACCAUAGCCUCAGGGGCCCUCGCCCCAGCGCAGGUCGAGUCGCUCCUCGCCGCGCUCAAGCCCAAGGUCGCCAAGGCCGUCGCGGCCGACGGCCUGCCGCCGGCGGGGCAGUGGACUGCAGCGCCGGUCAUCGACGCCAAGGUCCCCGGGACGGGGUUCGUUGCGCUGCGGAGGCUCGGCGCGAGGAAGCAGGAGAACAGGGGGGAGGUCCCUGCGGAGGAGUAG